This is a messenger RNA of Syngnathus typhle (broad-nosed pipefish), 5241 nucleotides long. It is a transcript of the gene abl1, whose product is annotated as c-abl oncogene 1, non-receptor tyrosine kinase. NCBI's taxonomy places the organism in Eukaryota, Metazoa, Chordata, Actinopteri, Syngnathiformes, Syngnathidae. The coding region runs from base 715 to 3966 and encodes 1083 amino acids. The transcript is spliced from 12 exons. The record is from RefSeq and is a predicted model, not a curated record. Gene Ontology annotation, molecular function: protein binding; non-membrane spanning protein tyrosine kinase activity; ATP binding. Gene Ontology annotation, biological process: protein phosphorylation; regulation of apoptotic process.
UAUUUGUGUAAACCACCUUGCGUAUGGAAGUAUGGCGGCCCCAGCGACCCACACGACGACGAGACUUCGGCCAAAAGUUCGCCGCCGCUUCUCGAAGUACUUGAGAGGCGAUGAGUAGGCGUGUGCGACACGGCGGCUCGACAACGGGGAGCGCGGCGACAGCGAAGCGGCCAGCGGCGGCCUCCACGCGGGCGAGACAGCAGCCGUCGGCGGCGUCCGGCUGACGGAGGAGUCGCCUGUAUUCCUCCGAGUGGAGUCCGGGGCAAUUGCGGACGCGGAAGUUUGCCAUUUAACUCCGUGUCCCGGUGACUGUGAAGAAGCAAAAGUGUUGACUUUGAAGAUGUUUUUAUUGAGAAAAUUACUCGGGCAAGGAGGCGCCGCCGACCAACUGUUGACUGUUCCGUGCGCCUUCCUAGAGGACCAGUGGCUAACCCGAACUAGCCUCCAUGGCUAGCUGCACUUGUAACUUGCGUUGCUCGGCUAAACUACGGAAACGAAGUUUACAACAGCACCUUCCCCAAGCACCCAAAUCCCAUUAAUGCGUGAGAAAAGGAGGCCCGCUGGAGUAGCUCGGACCCGCACGACAAAUCCGCGUCGCACCGGCAGAGGACACCCCGCGCCGGGGACGAGGACUCAUCCCGUCUCCUCGUCUCCUCCCUCCCGCCCACUGGCCCGACCCGGAGAGUCCCGGCUGCGGCCUGGCACCGUGCCCUUAUGGGGCAGCAGCCGGGGAAGUUUGCCGGGGACCAGAGGAGACCCAGUCUGCCAGCUUUCAUCAAGGUGGUCAAGAGGGAGUCCACGCGGCACGGGGCGCAGCCCUGCAACGUCUUCGCUGUGCACGAAGCUCUCCAGAGACCAGACUUUGAGGGUCAAGGUCUGAGCGAAGCGGCCCGCUGGAACUCCAAAGAGAACCUGUUGGCCGGCCCCAGCGAAAAUGACCCCAAUCUGUUUGUGGCGCUGUACGACUUUGUGGCCAGCGGCGACAACACGCUCAGCAUUACCAAAGGCGAGAAGCUGCGCGUGCUGGGCUACAACCACAACGGCGAGUGGUGCGAGGCCCAGACCAAAAAUGGCCAAGGCUGGGUGCCGUCCAACUACAUCACGCCCGUCAACAGCUUGGAGAAGCACAGCUGGUACCACGGGCCCGUGUCGCGCAACGCCGCCGAGUACUUGCUCAGCUCGGGCAUCAACGGCAGCUUCCUGGUGCGCGAGAGCGAAAGCAGUCCCGGACAGAGGUCCAUUUCCUUGCGCUACGAGGGCAGAGUUUACCACUACAGGAUCAACACGGCAUCCGACGGCAAGCUGUACGUGUCGUCGGAGAGCCGCUUCAACACGCUGGCCGAGCUGGUGCACCACCACAGCACGGUGGCCGACGGCCUCAUCACCACGCUGCACUACCCGGCGCCCAAACGCAACAAGCCCACCAUUUACGGCGUGUCGCCCAACUACGACAAGUGGGAGAUGGAACGCACCGACAUCACCAUGAAGCACAAAUUGGGCGGCGGCCAGUACGGCGAGGUGUACGAGGGCGUGUGGAAGAAGUACAACCUCACCGUGGCCGUCAAGACGCUCAAGGAGGACACAAUGGAAGUGGAGGAGUUCCUCAAGGAGGCUGCUGUUAUGAAAGAGAUCAAACAUCCCAACUUGGUGCAACUCUUGGGCGUGUGCACGCGGGAGCCUCCAUUUUACAUCAUCACAGAGUUCAUGACCCACGGCAACUUGCUGGACUACCUGCGGGAGUGCAACCGAGAGGAGGUCAACGCUGUGGUGCUCCUCUACAUGGCCACGCAGAUCUCCUCCGCCAUGGAGUACCUGGAGAAAAAGAACUUUAUACACAGAGACCUCGCUGCCCGCAACUGCCUGGUGGGCGAGAACCACCUGGUCAAGGUGGCAGACUUCGGUCUGAGCCGGCUGAUGACGGGCGACACGUACACGGCCCACGCCGGGGCCAAGUUCCCCAUCAAGUGGACGGCUCCGGAGAGUCUGGCCUAUAACAAGUUCUCCAUCAAGUCAGACGUGUGGGCAUUCGGCGUGCUGCUAUGGGAGAUCGCCACCUACGGGAUGUCCCCGUACCCCGGCAUCGACUUGUCCCAAGUGUACGAGCUGCUAGAGAAGGACUACCGGAUGGACCGACCCGAGGGAUGCCCCGAGAAAGUCUACGAACUCAUGAGGGCCUGUUGGAGGUGGAACCCUUUAGAACGUCCGUCUUUUGCAGAAACCCACCAAGCCUUUGAGACCAUGUUCCAGGAGUCCAGCAUCUCAGAUGAGGUGGAAAAGGAGUUGGGCAAGAAAGGGAAGAAGGUGACCUUGGGCUCCAUUCAGCAGGCUCCAGAACUGCCCACAAAGACCAGAACGCUGCGCAAAAAUAAGGACAACCGGGACAGAGAUAGUCCAGACCCGGUGGACCUGGACGUUCCCCUGCCUUCCCCAAUGCUCCCCAGGAAAGAGCGCCCCCUCCCGGAUGGAAAUCUGAACGAGGACGACCGGCUCCUGCCCAAGGACAAGGACAAAACGCGUGGCGGCUUUAUGAGCCUGAUCAAAAAGAAGAAAAAGAAUGCCCCGGCGCCUCCCAAGCGGAGCUCGUCCUUUCGGGAGAUGGACGUCCAUCCCAAUCGGCGGGGCGGCUGUCGGGACCCUCGGGACGGGGACUGCUUCAGCAACGGGGGGUCGUUGGCUAACAAUGACGCCUCUCACGUACUGGAAUCCCUAAAGUCUUUGGCGACUAACAAUAAUGGCACAAAUGGAGCUCCCACCUACCCAGGACCGCUGUUCCCCCGAAAAAAGGUUGCCCCUGCUGUGCCCGGACCUGCGUCCAAGGCGCCAAUCACCCCUCCCGGCGAAGACGAGGUCAUGACGAACUCUAAGCGCUUCUUUUGGUCCUCGAGCCUACCCGCCGGCUCAGACGGCACCCAAUGGAAGUCCGUCACCUUGCCGAGGGACUUGGGACAGAGGCAUUUUGACUCUGGUACGUUCGGGGGGAAACCGGCGCUCCCCCGCAAGAGAACCAGCGAGCAGAAAGGGGAUGUCGGCCCUCGCAUGGGCACCCUGACUCCGCCUCCGCGUCUGCCCAAGAAAGCGGAAGAGUCGCCGGACGAAGCGCAGAAAGAUGCCGAGCUGAGUCCCGGAUCCAGUCCCCAGGCUUUAACCCCCAAGGUCGUUAAGAGGCCCGGGCUCCCGGAGAACUCAAAGACUAGCGCCCUACACGCCGAACUUCUCAAGCCCAGCGUCUUCCCGGCUUUGGGUGCCGCCGGAGAAGAGUGCCGGGCCCGCCGCAACAAGCACACUGCCGACGCCCGAGAGAAGGGCAAGUUUCAGAAACCCAAACCUGCUCCUCCCCCACCGCCCGCCAACGCCAAAACGGCCAAGACCUCCCGCAGUCCCGCUCAAGAUCUCUCAUCCCCUUCGUCAGAAAUCAAAGCUAAGGGCCUCGCCUCGGAGCCCCAACACGGAACCACUCCCGGCGAGGGGGCUAAGAAGCUGCCCCCGAGUUGCAACUCCAAACCUCAACCGCUCAAGACCUCCGCCUCGGCGAGCGGCUCCCUUGGAGGCGAAUCGCAAGGCGCGCCGGCCGCCUUCAUCCCCUUGGUCAACCCCCGCCGAUCCCUGCGUAAAACGGCUCCGCGCCAGGCCUCGGAGCGCACGCCCAACUCUGCCGUGACCCGCGAGAUGGUCCUGGAGGGCGCCGAGCAGCUGCGGGCCGCCAUCGGUCGCAACUCUGAGCAGACGGGCAGCCACGGCGCCGUCCUGGAGGCCGGCAAGAACUUGUCCAAGUACUGCGUCAGCUUUGUGGACUCCAUCCAGCAGAUGCGCAACAAGUUCGCUUUCCGCGAGGCCAUCAACAAACUGGAGAGCAGUUUGCGCGAACUGCAGAUUUGCCCCACCGCCUCCGGGGGCGCCAACGCGCAGCAAGACUUUACCAAGCUGCUGUCCUCCGUCAAAGAGAUCAGUGACAUCGUUCAGAGGUAGCGUACCACGGACACCAUUUUUACGAACUGAAAGCUCUCUUGGGAGCAGGCGUCGGUGACGCGGUACUCCCAAACCCACCUGUGUUUUUUGUGGACGCAAGCAAAGGACGUUGGCUGAUUUCUGGAGUUUGAGCCGAUAUCGGGUAUUAACCGAGUUGUUCUAGUUAUGCCAGUUAAUUCCAGGAAAAAAGUGCCUUUCUUUUUUUUUUUUCUAAAUAAGUUGCCCUCGACUGAGCGUUUGGCCUCCAGAAUUCAUAUGUGCCAGUCAAUCACUUCUGUUCGGGUUCCCCCAACUAAAGGGGUUCGCACCACGGGCUUUUUGCUUCAAGUGCUCUUUAGCGCAGUUUUUUACCAAGGCACAUAUUUUGCAAUAUAUUGGGGCACAGCGCCAAACAAAAUGCCACAAAAAGCGCCCUUUUUGUAGGAUGCAAAAGUAGCUAUGCAGUUGGAAGUGUUCUACAGGGGUUUUUUUUUGCCUUCUUUAUUCAUUUGUGUGUGAGAGUGUGUAAGAAAUGUUGAGAGAUUUGUGUGUGCGUAUGUCAGUGUGCAAACAAGGAUUCAAUUUUGUGAAAUGUUUUUGAGAGUGUAAACAGUUUUUUGUGUAUGAGAAGUCGUCGGUUUAUGUGAACUGUAGUUUCUUUGCUUUUUGUCAAGCGAACACUUCCAACUGUACGUGUACUUAUGCGUUUUACGGCAUGACGUCAUGUAUUUUGACUCAAUUCGGGUCACCUGGCGGAAUUUAGGGCGGGUCUAAAAACGUUAAAGAAGUAUUCCUCUUCAAUAAAGCCUUUUUCUUUGCCGCCGCGUUGCCCUACCAUGACAGCCAAGUUGUGUUUCACUGUUGAUACUUUGUGCCUUCAAGACUUUGACGUUAAAUGACUGAUAACCCCCCCGCCCCCCCCAAAAAGUCAAGCCUCAGCGUAUACUGAGGAACUUGACAGUUUAUCAAAAGCCAUCAGUAGCUUCAAGACAUAAAAGUCUUGCUCCCCUGGUGUCUCUAUACAAAGUCUGUUUUGAUGCAAGUGUGUAUGUGUGUGUAUCUGUUGUAAGCCUGCAAAAAGUGUUUUUAAGAGUACGUGUGGGUGUGAAACGUGAGGAGUGCACCUUGUUGGACUUUGGUCCCGUGUUCUUUGCGCCGCUGUUCGUACCACUACUCCUUUGGAUGGGUCCAAGUCCCCCCCACCAUCUUGUAAAUAUGUUGUCUUACUCCUUUCUUUUUCUUAGCCUCACAGUGCAAUUUUGGUUGUAAUAAAAUGACAAACGCUGACAAUUGAAA